AUGAAAGCAAUACGUUACAUUAUUAUUAUUAUAAAUUUCUUCUCAAUAUUAGUAUAUGUUAAUAGUGCAACUACAUCAGAAAAGAAUUUAUCAAAUACUUUUCAAUAUUUAGCAUCAGUCUAUUGCUUUAUUGAUGAUUAUCCAGCAUGGUUAAAAGAACAAAUAGUAUUAGAAUAUCUCAAAGAUAUUGCUCAAUAUUUUUAUAUUGAUAUGCAUCGUUUUAAACAAGAUCUUGAGCGAUCUCGUUUACAAAAACAAUGUUUAAAAGCUAUUGAACGUUUUCCUAUUCUUUUUGGAAGUGGAUAA
This is a messenger RNA of Adineta steineri, 306 nucleotides long. The record is from the annotation of a GenBank genome assembly. Lineage: Eukaryota; Metazoa; Rotifera; Eurotatoria; Adinetida; Adinetidae.